This is a messenger RNA of Penicillium roqueforti, 381 nucleotides long. Its product is annotated as DUF167 domain-containing protein. Lineage: Eukaryota; Fungi; Ascomycota; Eurotiomycetes; Eurotiales; Aspergillaceae. The transcript has 2 exons. The coding region runs from base 1 to 381 and encodes 126 amino acids. Gene Ontology annotation, cellular component: cytoplasm. The record is from RefSeq and is a predicted model, not a curated record.
AUGUCCAGCCCGGCUUCUUUCCUCCGCCUCGUCCCUAGCAAAACCCCGUGUUCUCGGAAACUGUUCAACCUCCACAUCCCUUGCUAUGUGAAGCCAAACGCCUCUGCUCGUCGCGCAGGUAUUACAAAUGUUGGCAUUGAUAGAGUCGAUAUUGCCGUGGCUGCUGUUCCACGCGACGGGGCAUCUAAUAUGGCAGUGUCGCGUGUCUUCGCAGAGAUAUUUAACGUUCCAAAGUCGAAUGUCGGAAUUAUUCGUGGCGCGAAAUCAAGAGAGAAAACGUUGUGUGUUGCCGAUUUGGAGAUCGGAGACGACGGCGAAGAAGCCUACUUGCAGCGUGCGACACAAAUAUUAAAGGACGCUGUCAAUACGCGAGACUCCUAG